Manihot esculenta (cassava) is the source of this 1384-nucleotide messenger RNA. RefSeq names its product STOREKEEPER protein. The record is from RefSeq and is a predicted model, not a curated record. Bases 51 to 1244 code for a protein of 397 amino acids. The transcript has a single exon. Gene Ontology annotation, biological process: regulation of DNA-templated transcription. NCBI's taxonomy places the organism in Eukaryota, Viridiplantae, Streptophyta, Magnoliopsida, Malpighiales, Euphorbiaceae. Gene Ontology annotation, cellular component: nucleus.
CUCCUCUCCUAUAUAAUCUCUUUCCACCUACUGCCGAAUUAAAACCCUCCAUGGCUAUUAAGCGUCUAUCUGAAAAUCCGCCACCUGCUGCUUCCUCUUCGGAAGAAGAGGAGGAGGAAGAAAACGACUCUGUGGAGAAAAACGACAGUGAGGAUGAGCAAAAGGACGUCGGUGAUGGAGACGACGAUGAGGAGGAGCAGCAGGAGUCGCCUGUGCUUAACAAGUCCACUGUCCAUGGAUCUCCUCUAAAAUACAAUUCGGCUUCUGAGUCAGACUCUGAGUCGACUCAACCAUCCCCUUCCCCUUCCGCCUUCACAAUCAAGCUUCAUAAACCCUCUUCCAAGCCUAACAAAUCAGUAUCAAAGCGACCCGCUGAAUCCGACUGUAUCGCCGGGGAAACACCCAGAAAGAAAAAGAAUAAAGCCAUCGGCGGUGGCGAUGAUGAAGAGGUGAAGAAGGGGUCUGCGAUCCAGCGGCUGUGGAGCGAGGACGAUGAGAUAGCUAUCCUAAAUGGUUUGAGUCAGUACAAGUCCGAGAAAGGCUCCAAUCCUUACGCCGACAUGGGCGAUUUCCAUGAAUUCAUUAAGAAAUCUCUACAUGUUGAUGUGUCGAAGAAUCAACUCAUGGACAAAAUCAGAAGGCUGAAGAAAAAAUACCGAGAUAACAUCGAAAAAGCUGAAAAUGGUAGAGACCCUGUUUUUUCUAAACCCCAUGAUUUGAAAUCUUUUGAGCUCUCGAAAAAGUUCUGGGAUGGUGAUAAAAAUUAUGAAAAAAAUGGUACUGUAAAUCGGAGUGGCAAGGUCAAUAGCAGCAACGACGGUGGUGGUAGUGGUGGUGGUGACGGUGGCGUUAGGAUUACCUUGGCGCUGGCAUGUCAAAAGAAGGGGAAUGAAUUGAAAGCCAGAAAGCAAAUGCAGACUUCUAACAAGCAAGUGAAAAUUGAAGAGAAUCAUCAAGUUAAGGCUGAAGAAAUGAUGCAAGAGAAGGGUGAGGAUGUGGAGGAGGAAUUGUGGGAAAAAUAUCCAUAUUUGAGCGAGUCGCUAGAGAUGGGAGGCUUAUCUGAGGGGGCGAAGGUGAUUCUGAGGCAGCAGUUGGGGAUAAUUGAGAAAGGGAAGUUGAAGGAGUUGGAUGAGAAAAGGAAGAGGUUGAAACAAGCUGAACUGGAGUUGUUUGUGCAGAGGAUGGAGUUAGCUCAUGAACAAGUUAAGUUGACUCUUGAUUCAAUCAAGUCUGAAGAGUCUUAGCCAUCUGAGCUCUGGUAUGUAGCCUAGUUUUACUGGGAUUGUUAAAUUAAGUGUCAGAUAUCUAAAUUUUUUGCACAAGAAUUUUGAUAAAGUAUUGGCAAAGAUAGAAGGCAAUUAAUUCAUGUUUUGUUGGUUUUCUU